This is a messenger RNA of Cynoglossus semilaevis (tongue sole), 491 nucleotides long. Its product is annotated as contactin-1-like. Lineage: Eukaryota; Metazoa; Chordata; Actinopteri; Pleuronectiformes; Cynoglossidae. The annotation marks the transcript as partial. The record is from RefSeq and is a predicted model, not a curated record. Gene Ontology annotation, molecular function: protein binding. The transcript has 3 exons.
UUCAACCAGGUAAAAUACUGGAGGAAGUACGACGACCCUGAGCCGGGGGCGAACCGCAUAUUUGUUCCAGCCACUGUGAAUCAGACCAGGCUGGAGAACAUGCUGCCGGACUCUCACUACCUCAUCGAGGUCCGAGCGUUCAACGGUGCCGGCCUGGGACCACCGGGAGAACACUGCGAGAUGUUCACCAAGAGACCACCACCACCAGAUCCACCCAGGAUGUGGCGCUACAUCAGCUGGACAGGAAUGUGGCUGUACGUGUGGUGGGACCACAUCCAGUACGACUGGUUUGGGAAUUUCUCCUUCCCUCUCUACUACAAGGUCAUGUUCAGAAAGACGGGCUACAUCUACGGCAAGGUCUACAUCACCGGCUGGCACUUCAUGGACUUCCCCAUGCCUCAGGUUGGCGACUACGAGCUGAUGGUGAGGGGGCGUUACGAAGGAGGAGACGGCCCCGUCAGGAAGAUCAGGCUUCUGGGUGAGAUUGAAAU